Tribolium castaneum (red flour beetle) is the source of this 2981-nucleotide messenger RNA. RefSeq names its product Regulator of eph expression (gene Reph). Lineage: Eukaryota; Metazoa; Arthropoda; Insecta; Coleoptera; Tenebrionidae. The transcript is spliced from 5 exons. Bases 483 to 1238 code for a protein of 251 amino acids. The record is from RefSeq and is a predicted model, not a curated record.
CAGCGCCCGGAUUUGGCGGGGCGGCGCCCGGAGCGCGCCCCCGGAGCCCUCUCACGCGCUUUUCGGCGGUCUCGGGCCCCGGGGUGCGGUAUUUCCCCGGUUUCGGGGUCGGUGCAAGUAUUGACUUCCCCCCGGUAGUAUUAAUAGACUGUUUACGGCACGCAGCGCACUUACUAGACGUACAAUCAGUAGUAGAACGUCUCGCUUGGAGUGAGGAGGUACAAAGUGAAUUGACUGAAAUGCACUCCGGUUGUCCUUAGGGCGACGAUGAAAUCGCGAGUUUGUGCCGAAUUUCAGUGAAUCCGGUCAAAUAAGCGCCGUCAAGGUGGCGACGAAACCAGGAAGCAAGUCCCGGAAGGAAAAUAUGCUCAAGUUCCUCACCCACAAGCUGCGGACGCAUUCGAUAAACGAAGACAAUUACGUCGAAAAGGUCAUAACCGAGUGAAAAAUGGCUGCCCCCGACUAAAGCUCGGAACAAAGGAAUGCAUGUUCCGGGUCCAUUUUUAGCCGGAAAAGUCCGGGCUGAUGAAGAUCGCGAUUCCGGGACCGAAUCCGACGAGGAAAUUGACGACCCGGACUUACCUCCAGUGAUGUCUGAACGCAUGUGUAGCGUAUCCCCGGCAGACACCGGCUGUUCCAUGGAGAGUCCGGCCCCCGACCAGCACGACCCUCACAGCUCCGAAGAGGAGCUCGAGGUGAUCAACAGCAACAAAGAGGAACGUCCAGCUCGACCACUCCGUGCAACGUCCGUUUGUCUGCCGGAAAAACGUAAAUGGUCGCAAGUCGGCGGCGAUUCCUAUUCUCGCCACAAGUACACGCCAGAAAACGAAGAAAACAUGUCACAUUAUGGCAAUCUGAGUCCGUCAUCGCCGUGUUCUCCGUAUCAUAAAUGUUACGGCGAGGACGGGAUCCACAUCGAACAUUCCGGUUCUUCGGACGAAGAAGUCCAUCAUUUACUCGCCAGUAUGGCGACACCGGUCCAAUUUCGCACCUCUCCACCCUUGGAGGCCGUCAAGCCGGGGCGGAAGACACCCAUGAACAAGGGCCGCUCCAUGAGUCCUCCGCCCAAGCUCUUGCACUACGAGGAGUCCCCGAGGAAGAGGUCCAAGCACAGGCACGCGCACGUACAGAGACCUUACUUGGACUUCGAAAAAAUGCAACAUCUGAAAGCUCGCUCUGUGCGGACAUGGCGUCACAGCGGAGACCACGGCGGAGAGCUUUCGGUGUUCUGUUGGUGAGAGGAGCUUAAAGGGCGCUCACCGUCGCCCUGCGAAUUAUCAAAAACUCCAUGCAUGAGCAGUUUACCAGCGUUAUGGCCCGACCAUCACUCACCAAACGAGUAAAAGUGCUCAGUAAAUUGGGUAAUUACUGGAAAAAGUGGUGGCCUGUAAACUUAGUGCUUGUAUUUAUGACUGUACAUAAUUUAAAUCAAAUCACCUCAAGUUCAAUGUGGUACAUUUACAUGGUCUGAAUAACUACGGCUCUUCAUUGCACUAUAACUUACAGCACUGAACUUUCGGACUACUGAAGAUUAUCGCCUGUGAGCGGCCUUCUCACCUCUAUUUGCACUUUCGCCUAAUUUACCGACGAAUUCAACAAAGUUUUGACAAUAUACUUGUAGAAGCAGUGCCACAAUCUUCAGUACUUUAAUGUUGUAACAAUAUCAUAGUUGUAACAGUUAUAUUUAGAGGAACGAAUUUUCGAAUUGAGUCGGUUGGUUUUAGUGUUUCUUGUUACCAAUUAUCGGUAGCUCAUAAGGUUUCCAGGCCUACAGGAAAAUUACGCGUACGGACAUAGUGUUUCAAUGUACAAAACGUUAUUUCGGCCAAGCAUAAAAUUACAAUUAAUUACGAAUUUAUAUUGUAGAUAUGAGCAUUUUUCGUGCAAUUUACUAAUGUUGUCGACUUUUGUACAUAACUGAAAUUGUGCAUUUACAAGCGUGUGCAUUAUAUAAAAACAAGAGUGUUUCGCUUUCAGUUGUUUUGUAAAUACUACCGUUGUUUUUAUAUAAUGUUAAUUAUUGCAAUAUGAAAUAUUUUUACAAAGUAGUUGAGUGUCUGUAGAUUUAGUUGGACUUUAGGCCCCAAGCCGCAAACUUCGCGAGUUUCGUCCAAAAAUCCGUUGCCUUUAAUUAGAGAAGACAAAAUUAUUGUUGCGAUGCAUUUACUGCCAUUUGGAAUUUUUCAAAAUUCACGACGGAGCUUUGGAAGUUUGUGCGAGUGGGGCUAAUAAAUUGUGAAUUUAUUCUAAGCCAUGUUGUUGCCAUAUUACCGCUUACUGAACUUUAACACUGGCCAGGAACAGUUCGAAAACAACAAUGCUGCCGAACAACUGCCUGUUGAAGACAAACAACACCCAAAUGGUAACUGCCGGUGGAUUGGUGAAAUCAAAAUUAAUUUAAAGUGGCGUUGAACUCGCAAGAUCAUGCUUAUAAGAUAGUAGGACUUUUAACAAAUUGAAAGACUUUUUUUAAAUUGUGUGUGAGUGAGUCGUGUUUUGUAAAAUGGAAAUGCUGCGAUUUUGUAGGAUGGAGAAACCUGAAUUUGUCAAAAAAUGUAUAAUCAAGAGUAGAUACUAUAAGGUGUGUAUAGUACUAUAAUUUUUUUUAUAUAAAACAAUCUUGUGUGUAGGGUAAAACUAUAAUUAUUUAAACAUUGCCCAUUUGGAACAUCGGUGUUGCACCAGUUGAUUUUUUGUUGAAUUUGGGAGGUUACAACUACAACACUCGAAUUUGAUUUCAUGUGAUUCUAAUUAGAUCUAAGUUUUAUCUACCUAUGAGAUGGGUAAUAAAUUAACUACAUUUAAAAACCAGUGAUAUGUUUUAAGUAUUUUGCACCGUUACGUGCAGUUGUGAGUAACAUUUUUCUUGUGAUACAAACUAUUAAUAGCCAUAUCGAAACCAUCGCAAACUUUGCGUUUACUUUCCAUGUGGCUAUUUUGCACGUUGUAAUACUUAGUUGCAAUACACAUAUUAAGUUUAA